GAGGGACGUGUCUAGGCGUCUCGGUGGGCCGUCGGGGUCCGUAGGGGUCUGCACCAUCGGCCCGUCUACUGCCUGCUGUUUAGGCUGGAGGAAUGUCAUGGGUGUCUGCCAGCCUGUGUGCAACAAGCCUUGCAGGAAUGGAGUCUGUGUGGGUCUAGACAAGUGCUCCUGCUCUGUGGGAUACAAGGGCCAGCAAUGUGACCAAGAUGUGAAUGAGUGUGGUCUCCCAGAGCGACCGUGCUCCAACAGCUGUAUGAACACCCAGGGUAGUUACCGGUGUUACUGCGACCCCGGAUACAACCUCAUGACAGAUGGAUCAACCUGCACCAAAGAGCCUGAGUGUGCCUCCGCAAGCUGCCAGUUCGCUUGCCAGAUCGACCGGGGGGGAGAGGUGCGCUGUCUGUGUGCCCUCGGCCUCCACCUGGCCGCCGACAACAGGACCUGUGAAGGUGGGCUUCCUCGGCAACCCCAUGGUAACCCCAUUGCCAUGGCAACCACCAAACUCCUCCCUCCCCUCUAGUUCUUUCAGUUCCAAUGCCAUGGGAAGUAGUAAGGGGGGACUGGGAUUGGGAAACAGCCCAGAGUUUGGUCCAUUCCCUUGGCAUUACUAUGGGGUAUACUGUAUGCUAGCCAUGAUCGUAGCGCGACAGUGUGUAGCUACUAGUUCGGUCUCUGGCUGCCAUUAGAGAGCAGGUGGAGAGACAGGUUCCCAUAUGCACACUACUAGAGGACAUGUUAACGACCUCCACCCAGCUAUUACUAACAGCGCUGAGUCUGUCCACAGAACGAUAAACCCCGCAAUUACCUCAAGUGUUAAGAAAACAGACCCCGGGUCCCAGUAGCUGUACUCUACUCUUUGCCCUCUCCUCAGCCUAGCUAGCGCUCAUUACUUUGAAGUCCCUUAGCUCGAUAACUGUGGUGCGGUCGUAAAGUCCUCGCAGCAGACACCUCCUGUCCUGCUAACGAGGCCAAGCCUCCAUGGUUGAUCCUGAGAGCCCUUGCCUCAUUCUCUCUUACAGGAGAGUAGCUGUAGGAACUAACCAACCUGACCUGAGACCUCAGAGAAAUCAUAACAGUCAUAUACUGUAGGAAGUUACAGUGGAACAUAUUUUUAAUGUAUUUUGUAUUCUUCCCCUCUAAUCAGGAACUGAUUUUAGACCUGGGACACCAGGUGAAUGCAAUUAAUUAUCAAGUAGAACAGAAAAGCAGCAGUACUCCGGACCUCUUAGGGUCAGAGUUG
Molecule: messenger RNA, 1240 nt
Organism: Salmo salar (Atlantic salmon)
Lineage: Eukaryota; Metazoa; Chordata; Actinopteri; Salmoniformes; Salmonidae
Source: RefSeq, a predicted model, not a curated record